UACUAGAAGGGAUUUAGCGUCGGAUCGAGGCUAGUCCUUCCUCUUUUGCUUCUCCAUCGGCGAACAACAUGGCCGUGGGAAAAAACAAGCGCCUGACUAAGGGAAAGAAAGGCGUUAAGAAGAAGAUCGUCGACCCUUUUACUAAGAAGGACUGGUAUGAUGUGAAGGCUCCGUCGAUGUUCAACAUCCGUCAGAUUGGCAAGACUGUAGUCACCAGGACUGCUGGAACAAAGAUUGCCUCUGAUGGCCUGAAGGGACGUGUCUUUGAGGUCUCCCUGGCUGAUCUCCAGAACGAUGAGAUUGCAUUCAGAAAGUUCAAGCUCAUGUGUGAGGAGGUGCAAGGACGUAACUGCCUCACCAACUUCCAUGGCAUGAACAUGACCACUGACAAGCUGAGAUCGCUUGUGAAGAAAUGGCAGACCCUUAUUGAGGCAGCUGUUGAUGUCAAGACCACAGAUGGGUAUCUCUUGCGUAUGUUCUGCAUUGGGUUCACCAAGAGAAGACAGAAUCAGAUCAAGAAGACGGCCUACGCCAAGCACACCCAGAUCAAGGCCAUCCGCAAGAAGAUGGUGGACAUCAUCACCCGUGAAGUCAGCACCAAUGACUUAAAGGAAGUCGUCAACAAACUGAUCCCAGACAGCAUUGGUAAAGACAUUGAGAAGUCCUGCCAGUCCAUCUAUCCUCUCCAUGAUGUGCACAUCCGCAAGGUCAAGGUUCUCAAGAAACCCAAGUUCGACAUCGGCAAGCUGAUGGAGAUGCAUGGGGAAGCUUCCUCUCACGCCACGACCACCACCACAGAUGAGACGGGAACCAAGAUUGACAGGGAGGGAUUUGAGCCCCCAAUCCAGGAUACAGUUUGAAUGUCUAAUGUGAAAUAAAUUACCAGUCCAUCUU
Nematostella vectensis (starlet sea anemone) is the source of this 894-nucleotide messenger RNA. Its product is annotated as 40S ribosomal protein S3a. Gene Ontology annotation, cellular component: ribosome; cytosol. Lineage: Eukaryota; Metazoa; Cnidaria; Anthozoa; Actiniaria; Edwardsiidae. Gene Ontology annotation, molecular function: structural constituent of ribosome. Gene Ontology annotation, biological process: translation. Bases 69 to 860 code for a protein of 263 amino acids. The record is from RefSeq and is a predicted model, not a curated record. The transcript is spliced from 6 exons.